AUGCUGAGCGUGAACACGUCGCCAAUGCAGGCUCCAGGGAUCAGCACCACGGAGGAGAGGUUCCUUCAGGCUGAGCAUUUCGUUACUGUCGUGCUCUCCCGACUGGAAAAAGACCCCAUGUCGGUGUCUCCACGCCUCUGGGCCUUCCAACAGCAGCCUACAGCGAAUCGACUGUGGGCCUUCAAGCAGCAAGCGCUGGUGGGCUCGUGCGAUGUUUCCCGUGGCUCGAGGAAAUACGAGGAGCUGAACCCGCAGAGAAACGCCACAGGGCUACUAGGCUUCCACUGCUGCCAAUUUGUCGCUGGAGACGACUCGAAAUUGAAAAUGUGGCAGAAGCUCGGCGAUAUGUCGGCGGAGGAAGCUCAACGCGAAUACAUCCGCGUCGUAGAAGACGUGCUGCCUCAAUGGCAGUCGCCUCCGAGUUGGGAUGGAGCCUUAUUGCGCACCUGGACACCAGACGACUGUAGCGACCGCUGCUCUGUGUGUCACGAGGUCUUCACCUUCUUAAAUCGCCGUCACCAUUGUCGCCGUUGUUUGAAUCUCGUGUGUGCUGUGUGUUCUCCGCACACAGUUCCGCUUCGAGUGUUCUCGGAGCCUGUGGGCAAACGUCAACGAGUAUGUGCGACUUGCUUCGAUGAGAUUGGCGAGGCUGCUCGUCGUGGUUCUUUUACCAGCACUAGCGAGCAAGUGCGUGAAGCUACUGUACCCAUUCCAGUCGAGGAACAGGAGACAGACAAUGGCGAGGCUUCGUCUGAGGCACUAACGUCGUCGCCCGCGAUUCACUUGGGUACACUGGACUUCCUCCAGGGAGCGUACGGACAAGGCUCGAAAGUCUACAGAAAGACGUGGAGCUCCUUCUUCUUCGUCCUACUUGUACGUAAAGGCUCGUUGGGUAUGUUUGCGUCCCAAGCCGAGCAUCUGGCAGGCAGUGAACCUCCAGCUGCAGUAUUUAAACUCAGUGGCUACACGCUGCGAAUCAGGUCGCAACCCAAGCAACCGCAUCAAUUCCGCCUCACGCAUAGUAGUAAAGGAGGCAGCCCCAAGAAGACGUUGCACUUUGCAGCUUCAAGUCUCGAGGAGAUGAACGGCUGGAUCGCUGCUUUGAUCAAAGCUAUCGCUGUGGCUGAUGAGCUUGAACGUUGGCAAUCAUAG
Molecule: messenger RNA, 1152 nt
Organism: Phytophthora infestans T30-4
Lineage: Eukaryota; Oomycota; Peronosporomycetes; Peronosporales; Peronosporaceae
Exons: 5
Coding region: 1-1152 (383 amino acids)
Molecular function (GO): metal ion binding; fatty-acyl-CoA binding
Source: RefSeq, a predicted model, not a curated record